CUUUCGUCUUCUUCCUCCCGUGUAUCUUUUAAUCUCCCCUGUUUUGUGUUUUCGGUGAUUAUAUAUUUUUUCAAUUCAAUUCCACCAAACCUACCUCCCCAAAAAAGCACAUAUCUCUCUAAUCUGAUUCCUCUUCCUCCUGAGAGAACAAAAUCUCAAUCAAUACCAAUGAGUCGCUUGAUGGGACUGCUCGAUCUCGAGAAACACUUUGCCUUCUACGGUGCUUACCACAGCAAUCCCAUAAACAUUGUUAUCCACAUCAUCUUCGUUUGGCCGAUCGUUUUCACAGCUUUGCUUCUCCUCCACUCCACGACACCAAUCUUCGAUCCUUCUCAAUUAGGGGUUUCUCAAUCGUUGACCCUCGACGGCGUUCUCCGAUUUAACCUUGGGUUCAUCUUCACCUUGGUUUAUGCUCUGUUCUACAUCUGUUUGGAUAAAAGAUCUGGCUUUGUAGCUGCCCUCAUGUGUUUCUCUUGCUGGGUUGGUUCCAGUUUACUCGCUGUUCAAUUAGGACCUUCUCUUUCCUUUAAGGUUGGGUUGGCAUCUCAGCUGUUAUGUUGGACCGGGCAGUUCGUUGGCCAUGGAAUGUUUGAAAAACGAGCACCUGCGCUAUUAGACAAUCUAGUCCAAGCUUUUCUCAUGGCUCCUUUCUUCGUAUUGCUCGAGGUUCUUCAAUCGGUUUUCGGGUAUGAACCAUAUCCCGGUUUUCAAGCGCGUGUGAAUGCCAAGGUAGAAAGUGACGUUAAGGAAUGGAGAGCAAAGAAGCAACAGAAGAACAAGGUCACAUAAGCUUGGAUUAUAAUACGGAAGAACUUGAACCCAUUGUUGUGUUUCUGUAACGUACCGAAAUGAUAAUAAGACCAUCAUGGAUUGAUGGAUUUGGUGUGUAACUACUAUGCAUGUCUCUAAUAUAUGGAAAAUUGCAGUAAGUUUCGGUCA
Molecule: messenger RNA, 939 nt
Organism: Camelina sativa (false flax)
Lineage: Eukaryota; Viridiplantae; Streptophyta; Magnoliopsida; Brassicales; Brassicaceae
Product: 2-hydroxy-palmitic acid dioxygenase MPO1
Biological process (GO): sphingoid catabolic process
Cellular component (GO): endoplasmic reticulum
Source: RefSeq, a predicted model, not a curated record